Messenger RNA from Melanaphis sacchari, 1117 nucleotides. RefSeq names its product guanine nucleotide-binding protein subunit beta-like protein. The coding region runs from base 131 to 1090 and encodes 319 amino acids. Gene Ontology annotation, biological process: rescue of stalled cytosolic ribosome; positive regulation of protein phosphorylation. The record is from RefSeq and is a predicted model, not a curated record. NCBI's taxonomy places the organism in Eukaryota, Metazoa, Arthropoda, Insecta, Hemiptera, Aphididae. Gene Ontology annotation, cellular component: cytosol; nucleus. The transcript is spliced from 6 exons. Gene Ontology annotation, molecular function: ribosome binding; protein kinase C binding; translation regulator activity.
AUCCGCGUCCGCACUCUGUGAACACAUCUCUUUUUCCUAUGGUCCCGAACUGAACACGUGAACUCCUCCGGUUUUCUCGUUUUUAUUCUAGCUAUUUACAGGUAAACAGUUUUGAUCCAAAUCGUUCGCAAUGACUGAAACUAUGCAACUCCGUGGAACCCUUCGUGGGCACAAUGGUUGGGUAACGCAAAUCGCCACCAAUCCGAUCCAUACCGACAUGAUCUUGUCCUGUUCACGAGACAAGACUUUGAUCGUUUGGGACUUGACACGUGACGAACUCAACUACGGUAUCCCCAAGAAACGUUUGUACGGUCAUUCACACUUUGUCAGCGAUGUUGUCCUUUCAUCUGAUGGUAACUAUGCGCUUUCCGGUUCUUGGGACAAGACUCUCCGUCUGUGGGAUUUGGCCGCUGGACGUACUACUCGUCGUUUUGAAGACCACACCAAGGAUGUAUUGAGCGUUGCUUUCUCUGCUGACAACCGUCAAAUUGUUUCUGGAAGUCGGGACAAGACCAUCAAGCUGUGGAAUACUUUGGCUGAGUGCAAAUACACUAUUCAGGAUGAUGGUCACAGCGAUUGGGUAUCAUGCGUUCGGUUCUCUCCUAAUAUCCACAAUCCAAUCAUUGUUAGUGCUGGUUGGGAUAAGGUUGUUAAGGUAUGGAACUUAACUAACUGUCGCAUUAAGACCAACCAUUAUGGACAUACUGGAUACCUCAACACCGUUACUGUUUCACCUGAUGGUUCUCUGUGUGCUUCAGGAGGAAAGGAUUGCAAAGCUAUGUUGUGGGAUCUUAACGACGGCAAACACUUGCACACUCUUGACCAUAAUGAUAUCAUUGAAGCUUUGUGCUUCAGCCCUAACCGUUACUGGUUGUGUGCUGCAUUCGGACCAUCUAUCAAAAUUUGGGAUUUGGAAAGUAAAGAAAUGGUUGAAGAACUUCGUCCAGAAGUUGUAUCUCAAUCACAGAACAGCAAUACUGAACCACCCAGAUGUCUAUCACUUGCAUGGUCUACUGAUGGACAAACAUUGUUUGCUGGUUACUCAGAUAAUAACAUUAGAGUUUGGCAAGUGUCUGUCAGUGCUCGUUAAUUUUAUUACAAUAUGUUUUGAUAUAAU